AUGUUAGAAUCCAUUGCUUCAGUCUCCACGGAAACGAAACGAAACGAAACGAAAACUGGACAACAGAAAACCAGCUGUUAUGGUUGCUCCAAUCCUCGAACCGCUCCUCGGUGGCUAGUUAUGAGCAGGAUCAGACCUUCCUUCAGCCCUCCGAAACCAUCACUGCCACAGCGCACGCUGCAUAAGCUCACCACGGCUACUGCCACGGCCACCGCUACCACCACCAAGUCAUUCAACACUAUCAUCAAUCGUCUUUCAGCUGAAGGCGCCCACUAUGAAGUUCUUCUCACAUACUUAUCCAUGCUCAACUCCAACACUCCUGCAGAUGCCUAUACCUUCCCUAGUCUCCUCAAAGCCUGCACUUCCCUCGAGCUACCCAACCACGGCCUUCUGUUACACCAACGCCUAAUUGUUAGUGGCUACUCUUUUGAUUCCUACAUUGGGUCUUCUUUGAUCAAUUUAUAUGCGAAAUUUGGGCACAUCAAUCAUGCCCGCCAAGUGUUCGACUUGAUGCCCCACAGAAAUGUUGUUCCUUGGACUGCCAUUAUUGGCUGUUAUUCGCGAGUGGGCGAUGUUAGUGUUGCCUUCUCUAUGUAUGAUAGCAUGCGACAGGGAGGAGUUCAGCCGAGUUCUGUUACCAUCUUGGGCUUGCUUUGUGGAGUUUCGGAGUUGAUCCAUGUGCAGUGUUUGCAUGCUUGUUCAAUUCAAUAUGGUUUUGAGUUUGAUAUACCUCUGUUGAAUUCUUUGUUAAAUGUGUACUGUAUAUGCAGAAGAAUUGACGAAGCCAGGAGCUUGUUUGAAUCGAUGGAUCUAAAAGAUACAGUUUCGUGGAAUUCAUUGAUCUCCGGGUAUGCUCGGAUUGGGUGUUUUAGGGAAAUAGUUCAGCUUUGGUACAGAAUGAGAAUUGGAGGUGUGGAGCCUGACAAGCAGACGUUUGGCUCAUUGGUGUCUGUGGCUGCAGCAGAUUGUCGGCUUGAGGUGGGCAAGUUAGUGCAUGGGCUGGUCUUAACAGCCGAUUUUGAGUUGGAUGCACAUGUUGAAGCAUCACUCAUAGGUAUGUACUUAAGAUGUGGGAGUGUUGACGAUGCAUUCCGAAUAUUCGAACGAGCUCCUGAUAAGGAUGUGAUCUUGUGGACUGCAAUGAUCUCAGGGCUAGUACAGAAUGAAUGUGCAGACAAGGCACUAAGAGUUUUCCAUUGUAUGGUGAAAUCUGGCAUGAUACUAUCUACUGCAACCAUUGCUAGUUCUCUUGCUGCUUGUGCACAAUUGGGUUCCUUCAAAGAAGGAACCUCAAUUCAUGGCUACAUAUUAAGGCAUAGCAUGCUAGUGGAUGUUGCUGCCCACAAUUCUCUUAUUACCAUGUAUGCAAAGUGUGGUUAUUUGGCACAAAGUUGUGUUGUCUUUGAUAGGAUGCAUGAGAGGGACGUGGUUACCUGGAAUGCAAUAGUUGCUGGUUAUGCCCAGAAUGGUGACUUGUGUGAGGCUUUGUUCCUCUUCCAUGAAAUGAGGAAAACCCUUCAAAGACCUGACUCUUUAACUGUUGUUUCUCUUCUCCAAGCUUGUGCUUCCACUGGGGCACUUCAUCAGGGGAAGCGCAUUCAUACUUUUCUGGUUAAAAGUUGUCUUGGACAAUGCCUUUUGGUUGACACAGCCUUAGUUGACAUGUAUUGUAAAUGUGGUAACUUAGAAGCUGCUCAGAAGUGUUUUGAUGGGAUGUCACACCCGGAUGUGGUAUCAUGGAGCGCAAUUAUUGCAGGAUAUGGCAAUCAUGGAAAAGGGGAGACUGCUUUAAAGAUAUACUCCGAGUUUCUGCAGACAGGUAUUAAGCCAAAUGAUGUCAUUUUCCUCUCUGUUCUCUCUGCUUGCAGUCAUAAUGGACUUGUCCUACAGGGUUUGAGCUUAUUCCAGUCUAUGACACAAGAUUUUGGGAUUGAACCAACACUUGAGCACCGUGCUUGCAUUGUUGAUCUUCUUGCACGAGCUGGAAGAGUACAAGAGGCAUUUAAAUUCUUCAAGAGGAUGUUUCCAGAGCCUGCAAUUGAUGUUCUAGGCAUACUUGUUGAUGCUUGUCGAACCAGUGGUAAUGAAGAACUUGGGGAGGUUAUCACCAGAGAGAUCCUCAUGUUGAAGCCCGUGAGUGCUGGAAACUAUGUGCAACUGGCACAUAGCUAUGCUUCAAUGGGCAGAUGGGAUGGUGUCGGGAAAGCAUUGAUGCAAAUGAAGUCUCUUGGCUUGAAGAAACUCCCUGGCUGGAGUUCUAUUGAGCUACAAGGGAUGACUACGACAUUCUUUAUGGCACACAAUUCACAUCCUCAAUAUGAAGACUUCAUGCUGGUGUUGAAACUGUUGGGCGGGGAAACGAAAGCAGUGGGCACAAACCUCCAAACCUGCCAAAUUCACAAUAUAUCCUGAAAAACAUUCUUAUUGGGAACUAGGUUCAGCAAGUUAAGAAUAUUGAAUGUAUUUCAAGAUGUGAUUGGCUGUUCUUGAAGAGAUGGUAGUGAUGGAAAAAGCGUGCAUGGGUUGAAGAGGUUCAAGAACUUACUGUUAAUGUCGUUCAGAUAUUUUUGGAUGCUUGAUGCGGCAAUGGACUUGUGAUUGUGACAAUCUUGGAACUACCAUUGAAACUAACUCAUGAAGCUUGAAUUUGCAGAUGGGAUGUGUGGCUGAAGCACGAGUCCAAUUGAGAUUCUUCGACCUAAAAGAAUCCGAAGGCUUGAGUUCAAUCAAAUGAAGGGGGACAAAUAUGACAGCAUUAUUUACGGAUAACUGUUCACGUACACCCCACGGAAACCUUUGCUGAAUGUUUUUGGGCUCUCAUAUAUGCCAUAUCUAGGUCAGCUAAAUAAUGGAUGGAUCCUAGAGACAAGAGUGUAGAUGCCGGAGGGGGUAAUAACUUGGGAGCUUCCAGCGAGGAUGACAUUGAUACCUCUAUAGUGCUACGAGGUAUAGCCCAACAAGUUAUGGAAGAGAUUAAGCGGGACUCCAAGAGAUAGAACUGCCCACCUGUGAACCAUGGCUGCUCUAUCGAGCAAUUUACUCGCCUAAAACCCUCUACUUUUGCGGGAGGUGCUAACCCAAUCAUGGUUGAGAAUUGGGUGCAGGAGAUGGAGAAAAUACUAACAGUGCUGUGUUGCACUGAUGAGGAGAAGGUUCUCUAUGCCACCUUUAAGUUGACAGGAGAGGCCGAGCAGUGGUGGCUAGCAUUGAAGCUACUGGAGGAGCAGCGGGUAGUACCCGCAGUUAUGACCUGGAGUCAUUUCAAGAAGGUCUUCUUCAACCAAUACUUCCUCGCCACCACCAGAGAUGCAAAGGCGAAGGAAUUUCUGAACCUGACCUAGAGACACCUCAUCGUUCAGCAAUACGCUGCUAGGUUCGUGGAGCUGUCUCGCUUCGCCCCAUACAUGGUCCUAGAUGAAUCCAAAAAGGCGCGGAGGUUUGAGAGGGGCCUAAAACAGAGGAUCCACGAGCAGGUGGUAGUCUUGUAGGUACAGAAUUUCUCGGAGCUAGUGGAUAAGGCACCGUAUUUAGAGUUGAGCUUGUAGAGAGGUGCAGAGAUGUCAUAUUAGAGGAAGAGACCCAUGCCUCCUAGCUUUCAUGCGGAUGUCAGACAAGGUUCAUGGAGGGGAGAUGGUGAUACUGUGGGCCAGAGACCAGAUAGGGAUGAUCGAGGCUAUCGGGGUAAUUCAUCAUGCCCUCACUGUGCUAGAUGUAAUCAGAAGCAUUGGGGAGAAUGUCGGGGUGGGGGUACUGUGUGCUAUUGGUGCGGCAAGUAUGGCCAUAUAGCUCGAGAUUGUUGUGAGCUGCCGAACAAUACACCCACCUCUGAUCAGAACCAGGGGAACAAUCAAGCAUCUCAAGGUGGCCAGACGCGUAUUUAUACACUUACCCCGACUGAAGCAGAUAUUGCUGGUGGCGCGGCAGUAGGACCUUCUGGUGAUCGAGCUUAGCCAGCUCUAGGACAGAGUUGGAUAGUUUAGAAUAGUCUAGAGCUUUCAUACACUGGCUGUAUUUUUCUUCUCAGCUGCUGCCAGUAAUGGAUAAUGAGACUGCCAACGCGUCUGUCAUGCAGAUGGUUAAAGCAGUUCCUUGUGUUUCAAGAUGCUUCAAAAAGUGGAUGUUCUGAUGCGGUGGAUGUCCUAUUAGUAUAUGGUGGACAACAUACAGUCUUUCAAGACGCAAAGUGGUUAGUUAUUGACUAAAUUAUAUUUGGGAUUGGCAGCCAUAAAACUAGAAUCUAAAGAUUCUUUGAUUAGAUUGUUAACUUGGUCUACCAGUAACCAAAAAGCUUAGUGGCCGAGUAAUGUGCUAUCCAUUGGGAAUUAAUUCGUGGAUAAAAGCCUGUCUUCUGCAGAUUUAUUCUUUAGGUGUACAUAUUGGUAUGAGAAUGUAACUUAAUCAUGGGGGUAUGACACAUUCCAUAAUCUCGAUUGAUCCAAUUUCUUUGAUAAUUUAAUUUCCACUUCUCUUUGUUUCU
Malania oleifera is the source of this 4477-nucleotide messenger RNA. Its product is annotated as pentatricopeptide repeat-containing protein At4g04370. The transcript is spliced from 4 exons. The record is from RefSeq and is a predicted model, not a curated record. Gene Ontology annotation, molecular function: protein binding; RNA binding. NCBI's taxonomy places the organism in Eukaryota, Viridiplantae, Streptophyta, Magnoliopsida, Santalales, Ximeniaceae. Gene Ontology annotation, biological process: RNA modification. The coding region runs from base 1 to 2412 and encodes 803 amino acids.